Vigna unguiculata (cowpea) is the source of this 2070-nucleotide messenger RNA. The record is from RefSeq and is a predicted model, not a curated record. NCBI's taxonomy places the organism in Eukaryota, Viridiplantae, Streptophyta, Magnoliopsida, Fabales, Fabaceae.
AUGGUAGUGACCACUACACGCGCGUGGCGCUUGGCGGCGAGGUUGGUUCCGCCAGGCGGAACUGGUGUGGCAGAAGUCCUGGAAGGCGCUUGGCACUUGACGGUUAUGGCAAACAGGAGAAGGAGAAAUGAUGUCGGAAUCGACGAGAUUGCACAUGCAAUCCACAAAAUGGUCGAUGAGAUGCAGCCGGUGGCAGUGCAACCGAGAGCUAUGGUUCCACCUGCUAGGGCAGUUACUAUGGAGGAUGUGCUGAGGCACAAGCCAGCUAAGUUUAGCGACAAAGCUACUCCUGAUGAGGCGCAACAGUUGAUGUUCACCACCUUUUUAUUAGUUGGCGAUGCCGAGUAUUGGUGGACGGGGAUGCAGGAGCAGAUGCAGACCCGACAAGAGGAGGUGAACUGGGUGUACUUUCAAAAGAGGUUCCUAGAGAAGUACUUUUCAGACUCAGCCAAACAUGCUCUAGAGGCAGAGUUCCUCACCCUACAGCAAGGCAACCGAUCUGUGCAGGCCUGUGUAGAUCGAUUUGAAUAUUUGACGAAGUUCUACUCGCAGGCGAUUACAGAAGAGUUGCGCUAUAGAAAAUUUGAGGAUGGAUUGAAGCACGAGUUACGCAGGUUCCUUGUACCCCUACGAAUCAAAGAGUUCCCUAUUCUGGUGGAGCAUGCCAGAACUGGGGAGGAGUUGGAGAUCGGACCCAGUCGGGUCAUGAAGACGCAGAAGAAUACCUCGGAUACCAGAAACUGUACCAAGGCUAUAGGAAGUUUAGGAGGUACUGCUGACAAUGUGAAGUGCUACAACUACGAGCAGAUGGGACAUUAUGCAAGGCAAUGUCCCAAUAAGAAGCCGGCCGAAGGAACACCACAACAGAAUAAACAACAAAAGGUGUUAACAAAGAGAUUGAGAGCUGCUGGGAGAGUUUUUGCCCUGACCAGCACUGACGCCAUUCAGUCAGGUAACCUCAUCCUCGACAAAUGUUUGUUGUUUAACCAUAGUGUCUUGCUGUUGUUUGACUCAGGAGCUACUCACUCAUUCGUCUCCAAGGAAUGCGUGAGUAGACUUGGACUGGUAGUCUGCGACUUGGGGUGUGACUUGACGAUCUCGACACCUGCAUCUGGGCAAGUCUCAACCAACUCAGUUUGUGUUGGAUGCUCUAUAGAAGUGGCAAGGCGCAGGUUCAAAGUGAACCUCAUUUGCUUGCCAUUGGAGGGACUGAAUGUGAUACUAGGAAUGGACUGGCUGUCAAACAAUCACGUUGUAAUUGAUUGCAGACAGCGCAGUGUAAUAUUCCCAAAAUCUGAAGGGUUAACCUUAAUCUCUACUCGUGAGGCACAAAAAGAAGAGACAAAAGGAGCCUCCUACUUCAUGAUAGUGGUUCAGACAGAGAAGAAAAGUACAACUGCUCUAAUCAGAAGCAUACCAGUAGUGGAUGAGUACGUAGACGUAUUUCUAAAUGAAGUUCUUGGAUUACCGCCAAGCAGGAAUGUAGACUUUGCUAUUGAACUUAUUCCUGGAGUUGGGCCAGUAUCAAUGGCACCAUACAGAAUGGCACCCGUGGAGUUGGCUGAGUUGAAGAAGCAGAUCGAAGAUCUACUCGAGAAGAAAUUUUUUCGGCCUAGUGCGUCACCUUGGGGAGCUCCAGUACUAUUAGUUAAGAAGAAGGAUGAGAGCUCAAGGCUCUGUGUGGAUUACCGUCAACUAAAUAAGCUGACGAUCAAGAAUAAAUAUCCAAUACCCAGAAUUGACGACUUGUUGGACCAGCUGAGAGGAGCAUGGUAUUCUCUAAAAUUGAUCUACGGUCUGGGUAUCAUCAGAUCUUGGUCAAACCCGAGGAUGUUCAGAAGACUAUCUUCAGGUCUCGAUAUGAAUCGGGAGGAACAUCCUGACCAUCUGAGGGUUGUGCUGAAUGUACUCAGAGAGCACCAAUUGAACGGGAAACUGUCUAAGUGCGAGUUUUGGCUGGAAAAAGUUCAGUUUCUUGGUCAUGUGAUCUCACCGCAAGGAUUUUCAGUGGACCCAGCAAAGAUUGAUACAGUAAUGAAGUGGGAGCGACCCCAAACGGUGUCAGAAUAA